AUGCCUACCGUCUCGGUUCCCAAAAAGCAUUUUUUCGAACUGCUUGGUAAAAAUUACUCAACGCAGGAGUUUGACGAGCUUUGUUUCGAAUUUGGUAUUGAACUUGAUGAAGAUACUACCGAAGAAGCAUUGAAAAACAAUGAGGAGCCAGAGCUGAAGAUUGAAAUCGGGGCCAACCGUUACGACCUUUUGUGCACUGAAGGCAUUGCUCAGGCACUGAAUGAGUUUUUGGGCAAGGCCCAGAGACCUCAGUACAAGUUGUCGCAGCCUACCACCAAACUCUUCAUCGAACCAUCCACGGAACAAAUUAGACCUUAUGCUGCGGCGGCAAUUUUGAGAGGCGUUACUUUCACGGAAACUUCGUACCAGUCUUUCAUUGAUUUGCAGGACAAGCUGCACUCUAACUUGUGCAGAAACAGAAGCCUCGUCGCUAUGGGUACGCAUGAUGCCGACACUAUCAAGGGGCCAUUUUACUACAAGGCCCUACCACCAAAGGACAUCAAGUUCAUUCCUCUGAACCAAAGUAAGGAGUUUGAUGGUGCUGAGCUAAUUCAAUUCUACAAGCAACCAGACCAAAAGAACAACUUGGGGAGAUUUGUCCACAUUAUCGAGGACUCGCCUGUGUUCCCAGUCGUCAUCGACAGCGAGAACACCAUUUGUUCUCUACCUCCAUUGAUUAACUCUGAGCACUCCAAGAUCUCUAUGAACACCAAAAACAUUUUCAUUGAAGCCACAGCUACUGAUAAAACGAAGGUUGAAGUUGUCAUAAAUCAAAUUGUCGCCAUGUUCUCCCGCUACUGUGCCGAAGAGUUCACGGUUGAACCAGUAGAAAUUGUUUCUGAGCACAACCACCAGUCACGCACUACCCCUGACUUUUCUCCUAAGUCGAUGAAUGUUUCUACUCAGUACAUCAACUCAUGCUUGGGUCUUGAGCUCUCCGCAGGACAGAUUUGCGACUAUCUGAAAAAGAUGUCCUUGUAUGGACAGCCUGAAGGAAAAGAUGUUAUUAAGGUUGACAUUCCCAUCACCAGAUCAGAUAUUUUGCACCCAUGUGAUAUAAUGGAAGAUGCUGCUAUCGGAUACGGCUAUAACAAGCUUCCUAAGGGCAAGAAACUAUCGAAUGCUAACUUUGUGGCCGCUGCGUUACCAAUCAACAAAGUGUCCGACAUUUUUAGACAAGCAUCUGCCCAGGCUUCUUGGUUAGAAGUUUUGCCCCUGACCUUGUGCUCUCACGACGAAAACUAUAAAUUUUUGAGAGUUGAAGAUGAUGGUACUCAGGCUGUUAAGCUAGCCAACCCAAAGACCAGCGAAUACCAGGUGGUCAGAACUUCCUUGCUUCCCGGUAUUUUGAAAACUGUCAGAGAGAACCGUAAGCACUCUCUGCCAAUCAAAGUUUUCGAAGCAGGUGAUGUUGUUUACAAAAACGAUAAACUAGAGCGCAAGGCAUAUAAUGAGCGUCACUGGGGUGCAAUCUAUGUUGGCAAAAACUCAGGCUUUGAGAUUAUUCAGGGCCUUCUGGGCAAGAUAAUGCAGACCUUCAGAACUCAAUGGGUGGCAGACUAUGGAAAGGGUUCAAGUACAAGAGGAUACUGGAUUGAAGAAGAUGAUUCUGUGGCUACUUUUUUCCCUGGAAGAGGCGCCAAUGUCAUGUUCAGGUCCAAAGAAGGUGAGCAGCCCCAAAAGAUCGGGCAAUUGGGUAUUUUGCACCCUGAGGUUAUGAAGAACUUUGAUUUGCCAUAUGCUGCCUCUUACGUCGAACUAAACGCAGAAGUUUUCUUGUAA
Messenger RNA from Lachancea thermotolerans CBS 6340, 1782 nucleotides. It is a transcript of the gene FRS1, whose product is annotated as phenylalanine--tRNA ligase subunit beta. Gene Ontology annotation, biological process: phenylalanyl-tRNA aminoacylation. Bases 1 to 1782 code for a protein of 593 amino acids. NCBI's taxonomy places the organism in Eukaryota, Fungi, Ascomycota, Saccharomycetes, Saccharomycetales, Saccharomycetaceae. Gene Ontology annotation, cellular component: phenylalanine-tRNA ligase complex; cytoplasm. The record is from RefSeq and is a predicted model, not a curated record. Gene Ontology annotation, molecular function: ATP binding; phenylalanine-tRNA ligase activity; magnesium ion binding. The transcript has a single exon.